ACAAAGUCGCGACCACCAUGUCUUCCUCACGCCGAUUCCUCUCGCUUCUGCCCAAGCUAGGCCGGGCUGGUGCCCUGCGUGCUAGCGAGCACGCGACAGCGACCGGCUCAUUGAUUUUCACUCGCGGCUUCGCCGACGAUGCUAACCUCAAGAAGACGGUGCUUUAUGACUUCCAUGUGGCCAAUGGAGGCAAGAUGGUGCCCUUCGCCGGCUGGUCGAUGCCCAUCCAGUAUAAGGACAGCAUCAUGGAGUCGACUGUUAACUGUCGUCAGAAUGCAUCGCUGUUCGAUGUAUCCCACAUGUGCGGGCUCACGCUAAAGGGCCGCGACGCCAUCCGCUUCCUGGAGGGUCUGGUGGUGGGCGACCUGGCGGGUCUGCGCCCCGGCAGCGGCACCCUCUCCGUCUUCACCAACGAGCGCGGCGGCAUCAUCGAUGACACCAUCAUCACCAAGGUCAGCGAGCAGGAGCUGUACGUGGUGGUGAAUGCGGGCUGCCGCGACAAGGACCUGGCGCACAUCGGACAGCACCUGCAGGCAGCUAAGUCCCGCGGCCUGGACGUCUCGCUCACCCUGCAUGACGACCGCAGCCUGCUGGCGCUGCAGGGCCCCGCGGCGGCCGGCGUGGUGGCGCGGCUGCUGGGCGGUGGCCAGGGGGGGCAGCAGCAGCUGGCGGGGAUGUACUUCAGCGAGUUCCGGGAGAUGCAGCUGGCGGGGGCGGAGUGCUGGGUGACGCGCACGGGCUACACCGGCGAGGACGGCUUCGAGAUCAGUGUUCCCUCGCAGCAGGCGCUGCAGCUCACGCAGGCCAUCAUGGAGAGCCCGGAAGUGCGGCUGACGGGUCUUGCCGCCCGCGACGCGCUGCGUCUGGAGGCGGGUUUGUGUCUGUACGGCAACGACCUGAACGAGGACAUCAGCCCCGUGGAGGCGGGUCUUGCGUGGACCAUCGGCAAGCGGCGGCGGGAGGCGGGCUUCGACUUCCUGGGCGGCCAGGUGGUGAAGCAGCAGCUGGCGGAGGGGGUCAGCAAGCGGCGUGUGGGUUUCGUGUGCUCCGGCGCCCCCGCCCGCCAGCACAGCGCGGUGCGCACCCCCGAUGGGCGCCAGGUGGGCGAGGUAACCAGCGGCGCCUUCAGCCCCUGCCUCAAGAAGAACAUCGCCAUGGGCUACGUGGACAAGGAGGUCGCCAAGGCGGGUACCCCGCUCAAGGUGGAGGUGCGCGGGCGGCUGAGCGACGCGGUGGUGACCAAGAUGCCAUUCGUGCCCACACCCUACUACAAGCGCCCGCAGGAGGCCAAGAAGUGAACGUGAAGGGGGGGGAAGAGGUGUUAAGAUGUGGGGAGGAGGUGGAUAAGGCAGGGUGAAGGGGAAGGAGGGAGGGAGGGGGGCGUAGGAGCAAAAGAGGAGGAGGAUGGAGGGUAGGUGUGGAGGGGAUUGGAAGCAGCGAGAGAGAGAGAUGCGACCGCGACAGUGCUGUCGUGGUGUGUCUACAUGUUUCACGUUUCUCAGGACGGAUGGAUAGCGCUUCAUGGGUCGCUGCAAGCCACACGCCUAGCACGAAUAAUGAGGGGCCGCCCGCCAUCUGGCUGUUGAGGAGGGCAACUCCCGAGGAAAGCAACGCAUCCUCUUCCGCUUCGGCUUGCUGACAGCGCCGGGCUGAUGGGCUGCGGACGUCCGCAGCACCCGACUGCUUUGUAAAGGAGAGGUGCAUGUGUCUGCAUGCAUUGGGAAGGGCAGGGGGUGGCGUUGCGGGAGGAGGGGGACUAGCGGAGCCUGGUACACGCCUGCUGCUCCCGUGGCUUGCAGCAUGUGCCUUGUGAGGGUUGUCAUGUUGAGGUCAGGAAAGAGAACGGAACAACAAGCAGCAGCAGGUUGUAUGUUUGGGCAGGAGGAGAAGGUGAAGGAGAGGUGUGCCAGUAGCAGUUAAUAAGGUAAUGAGAGGCGGG
Molecule: messenger RNA, 1939 nt
Organism: Astrephomene gubernaculifera
Lineage: Eukaryota; Viridiplantae; Chlorophyta; Chlorophyceae; Chlamydomonadales; Astrephomenaceae
Source: the annotation of a GenBank genome assembly